AUCCGCCUACCCACCCUCCCAGCCGUCCCACGCUGGCUUCUGAUAGGCUACCGAGGCUGUCCGCCUUGACAGGGGGCUGUGCGCAGGCGCAGAGAGGCAGCGGGACUGGGCUGAGGGCUGGCUACGCGGAGCUACCGGAUCGGUCCGAGAUGGCAGAGGUGGAGGAGACACUGAAGCGACUUCAGAGCCAGAAGGGCGUGCAGGGAAUCAUCGUGGUGAACACAGAAGGCAUUCCCAUCAAGAGCACCAUGGACAAUCCCACCACCACACAGUACGCCAACCUCAUGCACAACUUCAUCUUGAAGGCCCGGAGCACCGUGCGUGAAAUUGACCCCCAGAAUGACCUCACCUUCCUUCGAAUUCGCUCCAAGAAAAAUGAAAUUAUGGUUGCACCAGAUAAAGACUAUUUCCUGAUUGUGAUUCAGAAUCCAACCGAAUAAGCCGCUCUCUUGGCUCCCUGCGUCAUUCCUUAAUUUAAUGCCCCUCAAGAAUAAUAGCGUUAAUCGUGUCAACUGACAUGGAAGUCCUCUUAGAGCCCUCUCAGACCAACCCGGCUGCAGCUCCACCUGCCCCACCAAAGUCAUCCCUCUGCUGGCCAGUCGCACCUGAUUUUCCAGGAGGAAAAUCCCAUCCAGGUUUACAGAGCAAGAGAUUGUGAGAAGCCCACACACCCUGUUUCCUUCUGACUUUGAGUUCACUUUGUUGCUCUUGGAAAAGGCUGUUUUUCUUUAACUAAAAAUAACCAGAACGCUUUCCCUGCCGUGUGUCUUUAAACACUAGGUUGAAAAGGCCUCCCUUCCUGUGUAAUCACGUGGUCUGAAGGCUAAGCCCGGUGCCCCCGUGGUGGAUUGUGCUCCAUACUGCACCUGUGGCCACACUUUCUGAGCUGGACCUGGUUCAUGACUGGUGUCCUGGUUUCUGGGCCUCUAGUCCCUAGCCACCCCUUUUAUCAUUUCUCACCCCCACCAAUGUUUUGAAAGCUUUUUUUCAACUACACUUCACUGGGGAAAGGAAAGGAAAGGAGUGAAAUUUGUUGAGUACCAGGUGUGGCUUAUAUCAUCCUCAUAGUUCCCUACAGACGGGAUGGUAAAGCCAUCUUAAAGAUGAGGAAGCUGGGUUCUCAAGAAUGACUUGCCUGAGGUCUCACAGCCGGGAGCACAGGUGUCUGACUCCAAAAGCUCUGCUCUUUCCACACUACCUUCCCCAGAAAUCCCAGAUGGUCUGGUUCACCCGAGCGAGCUCAUCCUGGGUAAGCAUCUGCCUUCCCUUAGAUUCGAGUCCUGGGGUGCGGUGGGGAUGAGGGGUUGCACUGGCCACUCAGUGAGGCUGUAGGCCACUUGUCAUCCAGCAGCACUCGGAUUUUUUUCCCCCAGAAACCACAUGUAUUUAUUUUUUAUUAGGUUCUCUUUUUGUCUUUUGUUUCUUGAUACAGAGGGAAAGGAUUUAAAACUAUGGUGCAAACCUCGAAAUUCCCCUUCAUUGUCCUUCUCCCUUCCCGGGCAGUAACCUCCGACUACAGUGUGAGUUUUUCCAUCCAACAAAAAUGCUUUUCUAAAUUUUCCAGUGAAGUUUCUUAACAGUAUCAGGGGAGUAAAACAUGUACCCUUGGGAGCCUAGAAGUAUAGUUUAUAAGGUCUCGGCAAAAUUUCUUCAAAAUCUAUUUUAGUGAAAGAUCAUAGGAAUUUUCCACUCCAUAAUCGAUAUGUUUGUGUUAAUAUAGAAAUAAUCCUUUUAAAUACUUUUCCCCAAAUCUUCAAAUAAAACUGAUUCUCUGAGCUAUCA
Molecule: messenger RNA, 1782 nt
Organism: Balaenoptera musculus (blue whale)
Lineage: Eukaryota; Metazoa; Chordata; Mammalia; Artiodactyla; Balaenopteridae
Gene: DYNLRB1
Product: dynein light chain roadblock-type 1
Exons: 4
Coding region: 150-440 (96 amino acids)
Biological process (GO): microtubule-based movement
Cellular component (GO): cytoplasm; cytoplasmic dynein complex; centrosome
Molecular function (GO): dynein intermediate chain binding
Source: RefSeq, a predicted model, not a curated record